Messenger RNA from Caenorhabditis auriculariae, 905 nucleotides. The record is from the annotation of a GenBank genome assembly. NCBI's taxonomy places the organism in Eukaryota, Metazoa, Nematoda, Chromadorea, Rhabditida, Rhabditidae.
AUGAGUGAGCUAGCAGGAAUGUUGAAAGGUUCGUUGAAAAUUCUUCUUUUUUUUAUGUUUGAAAAGAUAUUGAAAGAAAUUCUCGAUACCUGAUUCGAGACAAGACUUCACAUAUAUCAAUCGAAAGGCUCAAAAAGAGGAAGAAAAAAUACCAUUAUUUUAUUUUAAAAAAUAAUUGAAAAUAAAGCCAGUUUUCAAUGAGAAUCAUUAAUAAUUGAUUCACAAAAUCUAUAAAAAAAAAUUUAAUGUUGAACAUAUGAAUUUACUGAGAUAGUAUUCAAAAAUAAUGAGGUUCAGAAACUUUUGUGGUUCUAAGCAUAAAUGAAGGAAUUCCCGCUUUUUUCGAGGUCUCUUCCAUUUUCACCCAUGUUCUUUAUUUGCAAUCCCUUCAAAAAAAAAAGAUAAGACCUUUUAUGAGUCAUCGUGUUUCAGAGGCGAUCAAGGAGGUUAGUCAGGAAAAUUCGAAAGUGGAAAAUAAAACUGAAACUGAACGAAGAAAUGACUCAUCCGAACAGAAAGAUCAAGCAGGAAAAGUUUCAAUCGAUUUGCCCGAUUUGGAGAAAGACCUCCAAAGAAUCACAGAUCGCUUCGCAAGCGAAAUGAACCGAAGAGAGGAGUCUUUUCUGAAGAAAAUGGACGAGAGAUGUGCUGAACAUCUACAACAACAACACGAGGCUGCACAGGAGAAGAUCCAAGAUCACUUGAUGGCGUCGGCGGCGCGUCGCGAGGAGCAACUCCGGCAGUUCAGGGAGCAGCAGGAGGUUGAAACGCGGAGAAGAGCCGAGGAGCUGGAGCAGGAACGAGCGAGACGGAGGGAGGAGCGACGAUUGGAGCGGCUCGAGAGACGGGAUCUGCGAAGACGUUCCGAUGAAGAAUCUAGCGAGUCGGGCAACGAGUCCAUGUGA